AUUUGCUCCCGUGGCGUGUGCACGUUCAGUCAGCGACUGACUCGGUCAAUAGUAUUUCCAUCUGUCAGUGACUUCCUGACAACUGUAGCUAAAAUAUGUCAAAGUUAGAGCAGAUCCUUGUUCUCGAUCCUCCGUCUGACCUCCGAUUUAAAGGUCCUUUUACAGAUGUCAUCACCACCAACCUGAAGCUGAAGAACCCGUCUGAUAGAAGAGUAUGUUUCAAAGUGAAGACCACAGCUCCGAGGAGAUACUGUGUACGGCCCAACAGCGGCAUCAUAGAUGCAGGCGCCACCGUCACCAUCUCUGUAAUGCUCCAGCCCUUUGACUACGACCCCAACGAGAAGAGUAAACACAAAUUCAUGGUCCAGAGUAUCUUUGCUCCUCCUAAUGAGUCUGAACUCGAUGCUAUGUGGAAAGAUGUGAAACCCGACGACCUCAUGGAUUCCAAGCUGAGAUGUGUAUUCGACCUGCCUCCUGAAAACGGUAGAGUGAAUGACAUGGAAGGGAGCACCGUGCAGAACUCGUCCAUGGUGGCGCCCGUGCAGAACUCGUUCAAGUCGGCGGAUGUUCCCGUGGCGAAGGCGGCGGCGAAGACGGUCAGCGCCUCGGUGGACGACUCAGAGAUGAAGAAACUAUCAGAGGAGUGCAGGAGACUGCAGGCUGACAUGGGCAAACUGACCGAGGAGAACAGACAACUCAAGGACGACGGUGUUAGAAUGAGAAGGGCUGCCCAGCAUUCCGAUCACAUGACAUCAAAUCAGACAGGCUCCUCCUCCUCCAUGAUGCAACACACCACCGCAGCGUCCCUGCCCUCCCUCCUCGUCGUCAUAGCAGCCAUCUUCAUCGGCUUCUUCAUGGGGAAGUUUAUCUUGUAGACUGGGGUUGGCUCUGAAAUGGCACCCCAUUCCCUUGACCAGGGCCCUCCAUGCGGGAUGAGUCCCAUAGGGCUCUGGUCAAACGGUAGUGCACUACACUGGGAAUAGGGCGCCAUUUGGGAUGUUGCGUUCUGAGAGACGCACAACGCCUGCCGAACCCCACUGCUCCGGAAUCAAAAAGGCCUGGAUGGAACUGACUAUAGCGAAGAUGUAUUUCUGUUGACUUAGACAUAUCAGAAGUAGUGCUGUGAACCUCCAUUUGUCUGCAGUGACCACGUCUGUCUGGUCUCUCUGUCUGUCUGGUCUCGCACACGCACACGCACACACACACACACACACACGCACACACACGCACACAGAGGGAAGGGAGAAGGAAAGAUUGCUCCUUGUUUUUGUUCUUUGAUGGAUGGACAGACAGGAUUGUGGAGGGUUAUGAUGGUUAUAUCCUAAAUGACACCCUAUUCCCUAUAUAGUGCACUACUUUAGACCAAAGCCCUGUAAUGCCCUAGGUACCCUGGUAAAAAGUUAGAGCACUAAAAAUGGAAUAGGCUGCUAUUUAGGACAUACAGGAAGAAGUACACUACCAAUCAACAUGGAGGACAGUUUACCUUGCAUCCCAAACGGCACACUAUCCCCUAUGUAGUGCACUACUUUUGAUAAGAGACGAUACUAAUUGAGCCCAGGUCUACAGUAGUCUGGUCCUAACCUUCAGUCCCAGGCCAGGAUAUAGUAGCCUAGUCCUCAACCCUAGGAUAUAGUAGCCUGGUCCUAACCUCCAGUCCUCAGCCCCAGGAUAUAGUAGCCUGGUCCUAACCUCCAGUCCUCAGUCCCAGGAUAUAGUAGCCUGGUCCUAACCUCCAGUCCUCAGCCCCAGGAUAUAGUAGCCUGGUCCUAACCUCCAGUCCUCAGUCCCAUGAUAUAGUAGCCUGGUUCUAACCUCCAGUCCUCAAUCCCAGGAUAUAGUAGCCUGGUCCUAACCUCCAGUCCUCAGUCCCAGAUAUAGUAGCCUGGUUCUAACCUCCAGUCCUCAGCCCCAGGAUAUAGUAGCCUGGUCCUAACCUCCAGUCCUCAGUCCCAGAUAUAGUAGCCUGGUUCUAACCUCCAGUCCUCGGCCCCAGGAUAUAGUAGCCUGGUCCUAACCUCCAGUCCUCAGUCCCAGAUAUAGUAGCCUGGUCCUAACCUCCAGUCCUCAGUCCCAGGCCAGGAUAUAGUAGACUGGUCCUAACCUCCAGUCCUCAGUCCCAGGCCAGGAUAUAGUAGCCUGGUCCUAACCUCCAGUCCUCAGUCCCAGGCCAGGAUAUAGUAGCCUGGUCCUAACCUCCAGUGCCCAGUCCUCAGUCCCAGGAUAUAGUAGCCUGGUCCUAACCUCCAGUCCUCAGUCCCAGGAUAUAGUAGCCUGGUCCUAACCUCCAGUCCUCAGUCCCAGGCCAGGAUAUAGUAGCCUGGUCCUAACCUCCAGUCCUCAGUCCCAGGCCAGGAUAUAGUAGCCUGGUCCUAACCUCCAGUCCUCAGUCCCAGGCCAGGAUAUAGUAGCCUGGUCCUAACCUCCAGUCCUCAGUCCCAGGCCAGGAUACAGUCGCCUGGUCCCAGAUCUGUUUGCGCUGUCUGGUUCUGGUCAAAAGUAGUGCCCUAGGGUAUCAUUUGACUCCUAGAGUCGCCGUGGGCCUAAAGCAGUGGAAUAAACCAAGUGUUAUCUGUCUGUUGUGUUUAAUAGUAGUUAAAUGGAACACUAAGUGUCUUUUGUAAAUGUUAUUUUAAUAAUUUUUAUAAUACAAAGGAGAGCACUACUUCUUCAAUGGUCAAAUACCGACCACCUUUACUACCUGUUGCAUGGCAUCCCGUUUCGUUUUAUAGUGUGCUACUCGUGACCAGAGCACUAUGGAACCUAGUCAAAAGUAGUGCACUACACAGGGACGCAGCCAUAGACUACUUAAUUUGUUCUGUUUGUAAUUUCUCUACUUUCUAUUCCAUCUGGGAAAUAAUAGGUGCCUCCUUCCUCCCCUUCCUUCCUCCCUUUCCUCCCUGUCC
Molecule: messenger RNA, 2903 nt
Organism: Oncorhynchus gorbuscha (pink salmon)
Lineage: Eukaryota; Metazoa; Chordata; Actinopteri; Salmoniformes; Salmonidae
Product: vesicle-associated membrane protein-associated protein A-like
Exons: 6
Coding region: 96-875 (259 amino acids)
Biological process (GO): neuron projection development
Cellular component (GO): plasma membrane; endoplasmic reticulum membrane
Molecular function (GO): FFAT motif binding
Source: RefSeq, a predicted model, not a curated record